AUGAUUUCACUGGCGAAAAUCAUCCUGCGACUCUUUUUAAUUUUGCUCCCUCUACUGAGCGGAGCACACUCCGAAUUCGAAGCCGAUGUCCGUUGGUCAUGUUCAGAAGACGUCGUCUCUGUAUUCGUCAGAACAAACCAACCAUUCGAAGGCAUCGUUCAAACCAGUGCAUCCACUUCUGAUGCCUGUCGUGUGCAAGGAUUCGGUACCAAUGUUGCUGUUCUGAAAUUGAAUUUAAAAUCAGAUGAAUGUGGUAUCAAAUAUGACGUGACAAGUCGGACACACUCGGUUACUGUGGAUGUUCACUCCCAUCCGGUUUUAAUUGUCGAAGGAGACAAAUCGGUGAACAUCACAUGUCGAGAAAUGAUCAAUGGCACACAACAUUUUAUGAGUCAGAUGAAUACACAAACUACUCCGGAUUAUGAACUGCGAAUUUUGUCGAGUCGACUUCCAGUGGACACCGUGAAAUAUUCACAGCCGUAUACUCUCCAGAUCCGUCCGUUCCCCAACCCGUCUCAAAAUGCCUACUCGUUCUUCGUUGGUCAAUGUACUGCCCAACCGGUCGGUGGAAACGUCACUGUUCAACUCACCGAUCCAGUCGGAUGUGCACUUUUCAAAUCAAUCAUGGGUCACUUUGCCCGACGAGAAUCGGUGGAAGAAGCUGAAAUUCCAUCAAUGUUCCGGUUUCCCAAUGCAAAGCAACUUCAAAUCUCUUGCAUUGUGACAGAUUGUGAUGGAAAGUGUGAAGCAAGGACAUGUGAUUCGGAUGCUUCUGCAUCAUCACUUUUAGAAAGAACUACUGCAAGUACAGAGUCAGAAGAGUUUCAGAGAGUGACUGUUAUUGUGAAUUUGGAAGAGGAAAAAGUGGAAAUGGUGAAAGUAGAAGAGCCAUUAAUAUCAGAAGCAGUUCAUGAUCAAGAAGUAAUAGUACACCAUGUGGCAAGAGAUGCUGAGACUCCGCCCCCAAAUCUAAUAGUACAGAAAAAUCGAGACGACGUGGUUCAGAGUGAAUGCAUCUCUGAGCAUGAGUUCAACUUGCUCUAUUAUCUGUGUAUUUUCUUAGCUGUCUGCUCUAUCCUCGGAUUCACAAUGAACAUUGUGCUGGCAUUGAUGCUGAAACGGAGAUCUGACAAAUCUGCAAAACGAAAACCACUCCCCGUGGAACAGCUUCAGAUACCAAAGUCUACAGUCACUCCGCCGGACUUUUGGAUUAUUGAAAAUGCAAAAGAAACUGAAGAACCGGAACCAAAUUACUAUGCUGCAAGACGAGACUCAUUCUCUUCGUAUGCUUCGAAACCCAACCGUCGAAUCAUCCCAGUAGCAUCAGAAUAUGGAGUCCCAGCGUCAAGGAAUUCAGAUGCGUCGUCUUCCGAGGAUAGAAGUAGCAAUGAGAUUUAUAGGUAA
Messenger RNA from Caenorhabditis remanei, 1404 nucleotides. RefSeq lists its product as uncharacterized. The record is from RefSeq and is a predicted model, not a curated record. The coding region runs from base 1 to 1404 and encodes 467 amino acids. The transcript is spliced from 7 exons. NCBI's taxonomy places the organism in Eukaryota, Metazoa, Nematoda, Chromadorea, Rhabditida, Rhabditidae.